Durusdinium trenchii is the source of this 1232-nucleotide messenger RNA. NCBI's taxonomy places the organism in Eukaryota, Dinophyceae, Suessiales, Symbiodiniaceae. The record is from the annotation of a GenBank genome assembly.
GUUGUUUCUUAUCCACUUUCGGUUCCGGGACACAGAACUAGAGACUGCACGAAAUCGCCUGCCUCGAGCCGUGAGUGGCUCAAGACAACACUGUUACGUGAGUGGCUCAGCUUGCAAAGUACAUGUCUUCCAUUCGAGGUGCGAUCAUUGGUGCACUGGGCGCCGUGCCACUGGUUCUGGCGGUGUCGGACCUGCAUCUUCACAAGUACCAGGCGGCACGACAUAGAGGCCCAGAGGAGGAGCAGAGCGGCAAGCCGACCGUGGUGAACGGCGAGCAUUUGGAUCCCUACGAGGUCCCUGAGGAGCUCAUUGGUCUGGUGGGGCUCAAUGGUCCCAGAGGUGAUCGUGGCCAGAAGGGUGUGCAGGGUGCAGACGGCCCCAUGGGCAAGAACCUCACCGACACGCACGUGCAACAGGAGGGUCCCUUGUUGUCCACCUCGUCCGUGACGCGGGGAAUGGUGCUGGAUCUGUUUCUCUUCAACGCCAUUUGCUUGGGGAUCAUGCACUGGCAGCUGAAGAAGAAGAUCCAGCACGCAGAUGCGCCGGAGGGCGCCAAAGGAGCGGCAGCGGCAGGUGCACAGGCAGUUGAGGACACAUCAUACAUCACCAUCAGCUUUGGCAUUGCCAAUGUGAUGUGGCCUCCGUUGGAGGAAGGUGGCCACGUCGCCGCUUUCGAGGAACUCGUCAAGAAUUCUUUGGCGCAAGCAGCCGUGGCUGGUGGUGCUCAAGGGGUGAUGGCCGACAACGUGGCGGUGGCACUUGGAGGUGAUGACGACAGCACCCUGGUCUCUGCCACCAUGGGGCCACCAGAGGGAUUGACCUCGGUGGUGUUGAAGCAGGCUUUGGACAAGCGCCAGUUGCAGGUGAUUCUGCCCGCUGCUGUAGAUGCUGCAGCUGGGGUGGAGACGUUCAAGAAAGGGCCAGUGACUGUGGCAGACUUCGAGGCACAGAUCGAGCAACCUGCACCCGAGGCCCCCGAAGCGGCCGAAGGGGAAGCAGCCGGUCCGGUCACAGACCUCUGACGAGUGAGGUUGGCUGGACCGCAGACGCACGCACGUGGAAAAAGGACCGCUAUGGCGAUGCUUGGAGGUUUCGCUCUGUCGGGAGGAUGCUGGGGGACAGGUGCCAUUGGAAAAAAACACCUCCACCUGCGGUCUGCAGAUCUGGAGCGCCCUCGCCCUCGCCUGCCCGGACCCUUCGCAGCCCCGAGGUUCAGACUAUGCGCUCGGACC